Messenger RNA from Solanum tuberosum (potato), 429 nucleotides. RefSeq lists its product as uncharacterized. The transcript has a single exon. Bases 1 to 429 code for a protein of 142 amino acids. Lineage: Eukaryota; Viridiplantae; Streptophyta; Magnoliopsida; Solanales; Solanaceae. The record is from RefSeq and is a predicted model, not a curated record.
AUGGCUAAUAAUGAGAUCAAGAACAUGAUCUCUGAUCUAACGAAACGCCUAGGCAGCCUUAAAAAUGUUCGUAAUAAGGCUGCACUAGGUGACUCGAGCCAGAGUGAUGACGAUGAUCAUGGCACCAGGAUCAUCACUCUGGCUGGAACCAAUGUGGGAGCUAGUUUGCGCGGUGAGAUGGAAGAGAAAGUAGGCAUUGAGGGCAAUUCAUCGGAGGAAAAUGAAGUGUUGAAAACAUAUGUAAAUAGCAAUUUUCAAUCUCUCAACAAUUCCAUCAUGUUAGGUGGUAGCUAUUGUACUAAUGACCCUGGUGUUCAUUUGGACAUUAAUGAUGAUAUUGAACACCACGAGCCGCUACCACGAGGACAUGGAGAGAAGAAAGGCACAACAAGCACUAUUCAGACUAACAAAGGCGGAUCCAGAAUUUAA